GUUGCACACAGCAGUGCAGCAGUGACAGGAGAGUUGGUUUAUAUAGCGGUGACUCAGAGCGCCGCGCGCACUCGCUACAUGAAUGAGCGCGCGGAAGACACUAUCACACUAUCAGCGCAGCGCCAGAGCCGAUCAGAUGAGAUGUCGUUUUAGAUCACUAUCAUACUUUCAAAGUUUUACACAACUUUCAAGAAGGCGAUUGUCAGAAGUUUUGUGGUGAACGUCACGCGGCGCGUAUCUGGACACUAUGCAUUGUCAAGCAGAGCUGAGAGUCGCGAGCAGCGCGCAGCUGAAAGCCGCCAGAAGACGAUACAAGACUUUCAUGAUCGACGAGAUCCUCUCCAAGGAAACUUGUGAUUACUUCGAGAAACUUUCUCUUUACUCGGUUUGUCCCUCUUUAAUCGUCAGACCCAAACCACUGCAUUCAUGCCCUGGCUCUGCUCCUCUGAGAUCGUACCCUCUCCUGUCUGUGAUCACACACCAGCCGCCUAGCAGCCUCCCGCAGAUCUCUCAACCGUCUCCUCACCUGCCCCUUCUGUCACCCCCGCACCCGCUCACCUCCGAGCCCACAGCCAGCGAGACGCCGGUCAGCAUCAGCAGCGAAUCAGAGACGGAGCACUGCACCACGCGGCUGAAGAAAGCCCGCCGCAGCCGCACCAUCUUCACUGAGCUGCAGCUCCUGGGCCUGGAGAAGAAAUUCCAGAAACAGAAAUAUCUCUCUACUCCAGACAGAUUGGACCUGGCUCAGUCUCUGGGACUCACACAGCUCCAGGUGAAGACAUGGUACCAGAACAGACGCAUGAAAUGGAAGAAAAUGGUGCUAAAAGGAGGACACGAGGCUCCUACCAAGCCCAAAGGCCGCCGACCUAAGAAGAACUCCAUCCCAACCACAGAGGAGAUCGAGGCCCAGGAACGGCUGGCGGCCAAACUAGUGGAGGAGAGGCUACGAGCCGGAGCGGAAGAGGAGGUCUUCCAAUCUCAACCUCAAGAUCUCAGUACAUCUAUUACAUCCGAAUCUAUCUGUCCAGAAACCCCGGCACAAGAACAGGCCCCUCCCUCUCCGUCAGAAGCAAUGACGACUAGCUAAACGCAGCUGUGCUGACACUACUGAAAGACUUUGAUGCUCCAUGGACUUGAGCAGUUGAACGGCUCCCCAAGCCUGAUUUUGAGUUGACAGUGGCCCCAAAAGUAUAGCGGUACUUUAGACACACAAAUAUGUGUGAAUGUCAUUGCAAAACAACAAAACAUCAAACCAAGUGGCUUGAAUAAGCCAAACGAGAUAGAAUAAGCACACUUCUCAGGCGAAUCAUUUCACAAAAAUGAGCUUCUUUAGGUUUUAAAAGAUAAAACAGCUGGACACUGUAUUUGGACGCAUUCUGGUUGUCAAACUGUGGAUCACGUUCAUACCCGGCCAACAAAAACAUGUCCUAGGAACGUUUUGCUAAUGUUCCCAUUGAGUUGUGAACACAUUAUGUCUGAAUGUUCUCUGGACGCUCGGAAUGUCCAGUUUUUAAAAUGUUUUAAAAACGUCUGUUCUUGGUUAUUUGAAUGUUAGGAGAGCAUUCCAUUUUAUCUUUGUGCAAACAUUUUGGGAAUGUUACUUUUGAAUGUUCUCUGAACGUUCUGAACAAAGUGGUAACGUUUAAAAAAUGUUAGACAAACGUCCAACUAAAACCUUUCAGAAAAAAAGUUCCAUGAACAAUGUAUAGAUAAUGUUUUGUGCUAACGUUGUAACAACAUUACUAAAUGGAUAGUUCACCUAAAAAUGAAAAUCCUGUUAUCAUUGACUCAUCCUCAUGUCUUUUUUAACAUGUAUGACGUUCUCUCUUCUGCUGAACACAAAGUAACCUAUUUUAAAGAAUGUUGAAACCAGUUUCUGGUCCCCAUUGACUUCCAUAGUUUUUAUUUUUAUUUUUAUUUCAUACUAUAAAAGACAAUCGGGUCCAGCAACUGUUUAGUUACCCACAUUCAUCAAAAUGACUUCUUUUGAGCAUAAAAGAAGACAUUUUGAAGAAUGUGGGUAACCAAAGAAUCUCAGGCGGCAUUGUUUUCAACUAAAAACAUUUUUUUAAAAAUGUAUGUGUUUUGGUCGAUGAUUCACGCAACAACAGCAUUUUGGGGGCCUUAAAAUGCAAAGGUUUUCAAACGAUUCAAAGUUUUUAAAACGAUACUGUUUCCAUGUAAACUACAAAAAAAAAAAAAUUGCGAAAUGAAUUUUUGUGAAAACUAUGCAUGAAUAAUAGGCCUAGCAUGAAUAAUACAGUGUUUUUAGCCGUUUUCACGGAUUCGCAUGAACAGGGAUCAUUUUGACAAUGUUGUCGUCUGUAUGCGAAACGUUUCGAAAACACAAAGGAAAAACUUCUUCAGUAUUUAUUACAUCAUUGUCAUGUGAACAUACAGGUUUGGAAGAACUCGAGGUUGAGUAAAUGAUGACAGAAUUUAAAUUUUUGGGAGAACUAUUCAUUGAAAGACUAAAUAACUUUGAACAAAUAAUCUAUUAACGUUACCGGAAGAGCGUUCCCUUUUAGAUGAAUAGUUCGCCUGUGGUUUCUCUGACUUCAUAUAUCCGCUAAAAUCCUAUUUUUUGUUAUCUAAUGCAAUGACGUGCAGGCAUUUUAAAGUCUGCCUAAGUGUUAAAUUACUUUCCACUAUAUAUGGUGAUGCAGUGAUCAACACUGUAACGUUGCUUUAAAUGUUUCUGACAUACAGCUGCCUCUCUGAAAUGUAUUUUAUAAAAAUUUUAAAGGCAUUAACAUGCUGCCAGAUACGCCAACAUAUAAAACUUAAUCACACAGACUGACUUUCUCGCACCAGUACAGCACCAGUACGUUCCUCUUUUUCCCUGUAAAUAUUACUGGUUUAAUUGCACCUGUAGUUUACAGUGCACCUUUUUACUGUAGCUUGGGAUUCUGUGCCAAAACACAUAUAUCUGAGAAGCUAAAGUGCCCUUUGAGGUAUUUUCCCCCACCCUUUUUAACAUCCAUGAAGCUGCUGCCAUUAAAAGUUAAUUGAACGGGUUAGUAUGAAUACCAGUGUAAACAUGUACAGAGUUCUGGAUUUUGCAUGAGAAAAUGUUGCUCUUUUUAAAGCAGGAUUGUCCAGUUUGGGUAAAGAUUAGCUUUAUCCAUUCAACAUCUCAAUGGAUAAAGAAUCUGUCAGCUUAGUAUAGAAAAAGAACAUACAUUUUGAGAAAACAUUAAAGGUAAUAUUGAUUUAAGUAAACCUUCCAAAGUGCCCUCUCUCUGUGUUUUCUCUGUUCCUGUUUGCAGAGAAAAAUGGUUUCUUUUGUUCGUUUUAUGCGUGGCGUGCUUCAACUUCAUUGUAUUUCAACCGAAUCCUUUCUUCAAAUCACCUUUUUGUGUGUAUAACCUUUGCACGGCCGUUUAGUGCUAUUCUUUGAGGCUGAAACACAUGAUAUAUGAACUCCCAGAUGGAUCAUGCUAGCUAUUGUAUGUUUUGUCCCAUUUAAUUUUCUUUGGAUGAAAAAAACAUUGAACCCCUUUCCCCCACUGUGGAGUGGCGCAGUAUGACACCACUAAGUGCAGGCUGUUUUUAUUACUGUAAGAAAAACCACUUAAUCUGUCAGGGACGCAAAGCAAUUAAUAAAUCAAACUCGCACUAGUAAAACCUGCAAAAAAAAAAAAAAAA
This is a messenger RNA of Cyprinus carpio (common carp), 3648 nucleotides long. RefSeq names its product homeobox protein BarH-like 2. Gene Ontology annotation, molecular function: DNA binding; DNA-binding transcription factor activity, RNA polymerase II-specific. Gene Ontology annotation, biological process: regulation of DNA-templated transcription. The record is from RefSeq and is a predicted model, not a curated record. Lineage: Eukaryota; Metazoa; Chordata; Actinopteri; Cypriniformes; Cyprinidae.